AUGAAAGGACUUCAGCAGUUUGUACUGACGGCAUAUAUCCUCGUGCAACCCCUGUCUUUGGCACUCACUCCAGAGUGCAGUGAGUGCCCUAAUGCUUCAUCAUCAAGAAGAGGAAGUGGAAUCUCCCUACACUCAAAACGACGGAAGUUUCUUCAAGAAGUCUUCUUAAUAGGGUCUUCUUCAAUAUUGAUUUCUCCACCCGUUGCAACGGCAGUGGAGACAGAGAAGUUGAAAGACUAUGCUUACUCCAAAACAUGGCAAGGAACAAGUUUGGAGAUACUCCAGUUGGAAAAGGCAGCGAACCUUGCAUUGACAGACGACCAAUCAUCUACAUUUCCAAUGGGUAGAUGGCCAGAUCCAAUCCUUCGUCGACCAGCAUCUCCGGUGAAUGUUUCGUCGUCUACGCAACAAACAGCUGUUCGAGCUAUUGCCAAUGCGCUGCGACGGACCGCUCGGACCUCGGGAGCCGUGGGGCUGGCGGCACAGCAAUGUGGUGUGAAUGUGCGCAUGAUCUUUGUAGACGAUCCGAAAAUAUUGGCUUCGAAAUCCAACAAGGCGCUGAAUCAAAUCAACAAUGGUGGUACCUUCCUGCUGAAUCCACGGAUUGUGGCUCGUUCCUCAGAACUGGACAUGCAAGUUUGGAAUGAAGAGUGUCUAGUCUUGCCUCCGACAUUUCGUGCAACUGUGCUGAGGGAUUCAUCUGUCAGCGUGGAACACGAAACAUUGGACGGCAAUACGAAGAUUAUUGAGCUAAGUGGGGAGUUAGCUCGAUGUUUGCAGCACGAACUAGAUCACGACCGAGGAAUAUUGAUCACAGACCAUGUUGGGCUGAACGAUCUAGAAAGUGAUGACAUGAGAAGGAUUGAACGAGAGGGCCAUGACCGGCGUCAAGCUUUGGCAUAUUCUAGAUUUGUUGCCGAGCCCACAUCUGAGAGCAGCUCCAGUAGGUCGUUGCUAGCAAAAUGGAGUGAUCGGGUUGUCCCUCCUGUGAAUGCGGCUGAUGGGGAAUCUAUGGCUGGAGUGACAAUGAAUAGAGGUAGUUUGCGACCAAUAGCGGAUGCGGCGACAAAUGAAACCGCGAGCCUAGCCUGUGACGAAGCAUGCAUGCAAGAACGGAAGAGAAUCAUUGCUGAGCGACGUGCAAUGAUGAAUCAGGCUCGAAGCAACACAAGGCGAUCUGAUGUGUUUGAACUUUCCAAACAACGAGCUGCACUCUAUGGCACGAAAUAUCAAGGGGCUUCUUGCCCUCCUAAUGUACCGUGCAUUUAG
Cylindrotheca closterium is the source of this 1269-nucleotide messenger RNA. The record is from the annotation of a GenBank genome assembly. Lineage: Eukaryota; Bacillariophyta; Bacillariophyceae; Bacillariales; Bacillariaceae.